UUCUCGAGUGAAGCGCGUUCUCCCUCCAGGCUACCGUAGAAGACCUACUUUUGCCGCCUACCUAACCUGCAGCGAGUGCUGCAUAAAAGAAAUUAAGCAAAGCCUGACCGCGUGGUAAGGAGGAAUCACCGAAGCAAUUCCUGUUGUUUUUUAGGUGCACAAUAUGGGCAAGAAGCAGAAUACCAAGGGUAAGAAGGAUGCACCGGAGACACAGGAGGAGCCUGAGGAGUUUGUUGUGGAAAAAGUACUCGACCAGCGUAUUGUCAAUGGGAAGGUAGAAUUCUACCUGAAGUGGAAAGGGUUUACAGAUGCUGAUAAUACCUGGGAGCCAGAGGAGAACCUGGACUGUCCAGAGCUGAUAUCAGGGUUUUUGGAAGCACAGAAGAACGUUAAGGAGAAGCCGGCUCCCGUUAAGAGGAAGGCCUCCACAGACGAGCCAGAGCCAGAUGCCAAGAAGAAGGAUGUGCCUGAGAAACCACGUGGCUUUGCUAGGAAUCUGGACCCAGAGCGGAUCAUUGGUGCGACAGACAGUAGUGGGGAGUUGAUGUUCUUGAUGAAGUGGAAAGACUCGGAUGAAGCAGAUUUGGUCCCUGCCCGUGAAGCCAACACCCGCUGCCCUCAGGUGGUCAUUUCUUUCUAUGAGGAGAGACUGACAUGGCAUUCCUGUCCAGAGGAUGAAGCUCAGUAACGCAUCCCUCUGGUCCCUGCAGUCCCCUUGCACCGCCUAUGCCCUUUUCCUCAGGACUGAAUUCUCUCCUCUUGCUUGCCUUCUAGUUUUAGCUGUCUUAGUUAUUUUCGGAGGUGUUUCAACCCUGUUUGGCAGUCAUGGAGAGCUAUGUUGUUGUUGUACAUAUUAGCUGAACUGAUUGCAAGAGAGCAGGUGGAAGUUCUUGUGAUGUAUAAUGAAGUCUUCCGUUAUCUUAUUACUUAUGUGAUGUUUGCAGUAUAGAAACGAUACUCUUUGGUAGAAGCCGACACCACAACCUGUAUUCAUACCUGGUCAACUUUUUGUAAGUUUUAAAUUUCUACUUUGGUCUGUUCAACUGUUGAUCACCUCUUGUUGUUCAUUCUCAUGAUGAAGAUGCUGAUUUAUGUCUUUUUCACACUAGUACUAAUGUUUUUGUUCUAAGAGUGCAUUUUGUAUACUUGGCCUGUAAAUAUUAUUUGAAGUUCUAAUAAAGGUUUUAUGUGACCAAA
This is a messenger RNA of Acanthopagrus latus (yellowfin seabream), 1197 nucleotides long. It is a transcript of the gene cbx3a, whose product is annotated as chromobox homolog 3a (HP1 gamma homolog, Drosophila). The record is from RefSeq and is a predicted model, not a curated record. The transcript is spliced from 5 exons. The coding region runs from base 164 to 688 and encodes 174 amino acids. Gene Ontology annotation, cellular component: pericentric heterochromatin; nucleus. Lineage: Eukaryota; Metazoa; Chordata; Actinopteri; Spariformes; Sparidae. Gene Ontology annotation, biological process: chromatin organization; negative regulation of transcription by RNA polymerase II. Gene Ontology annotation, molecular function: chromatin binding.